UGUAUUAGCCUGACGAGUGGGUUAGGGACUACCGCGAUUACAUUGAGACCCCCACGCUGAUGUCCCUUAUUCGCGCAGCAACGAUGCUUGGCUUUGACUCCGAUCGUGUAUGGCUCGUGAGGGAGUUGGAAGCACUUUGGCCAUUUAAUCUUGGAGAGCUGUUCGUCAACCCGGAACCGCGCAUCGAUGCUCCAGAGGUGGCUGCCCUUGCAAGGACGUGCGACAUUGAUGCGUUGUUGAAACCUGCAUUCUACGAUAUGGCACGAGUACCUGGAUUCGGUCUGAACAGGCUGGAUAAAUCAGAGCAGAUCAGCCGUGCGGAUGUACUGCGCCUUGUCCGGAUGAGAGAGUAUCUGAGUGGCACGUGGACUCAGGUGGCUGCACACGAGGAUCCUACCUUUGUGUGCCAAACUUUUGGGAUGCGGUAUGCAGCAAGGGACAAGGACCCGCAAGUCUGUCUGAAAGUGCUGAGGAGAAACCUGCACUUUGCUCUACCGCCUCCGCUAGUAUGGUUAACAAAUGCCUCUCUGCGACGGCACGAUGCGAGGCGUGGGUUCGGCUUGUGCACCGCUCAGAUAUUUUCGCCCGGUAUCGGUAUGACCCACUGCGUGGACUGGCGGCGUUGACAAACAUCGCGUGGACGGACGACUGGUGCAAAGAUUGCCAGGAGAAACGGAAGGCGGAUUGGCGUAUAAUGCAGAGGAGCAUUUG
Messenger RNA from Suillus subaureus, 711 nucleotides. RefSeq lists its product as uncharacterized. The coding region runs from base 60 to 626 and encodes 188 amino acids. Lineage: Eukaryota; Fungi; Basidiomycota; Agaricomycetes; Boletales; Suillaceae. The transcript has a single exon. The record is from RefSeq and is a predicted model, not a curated record.